Molecule: messenger RNA, 1245 nt
Organism: Suillus subaureus
Lineage: Eukaryota; Fungi; Basidiomycota; Agaricomycetes; Boletales; Suillaceae
Exons: 5
Coding region: 1-1245 (414 amino acids)
Source: RefSeq, a predicted model, not a curated record
AUGGGCCUUCUGUGCACACAACAACAGUCACACACUGUCAAAAGUAUUUGCGACGUUAUGAUAGACCUUCAAGAGACAUAUCCUAAUGCAGGGGCCCAGGAAAUGGUCAGUUUGCUCUUUCAUGAGCAAGCCAUGAGUGUUUCAAGAAACAUAGUGGUCACAUACUUCACUACUUAUGAGGCCAACCUUGUUCACCUGCACAAGGCUCAUAGGCUCUGGAGAAAAUGGUUCUGGGCAGCAGGUGUUAACAACUUGUUUGCUGUUGAUCAGCAUGACAAGUGGCUUAGGUUUGGGCUUGCAUUACACACUGGCAUUGAGCCAUUCUCUGGGUGCAUCAUGUGGAUGAGAGUGUGGCACUCAAACCAGAACCCACAGCUGAUACUAACAUAUUACCUUGACACCAUCCAGGAGCUUGGUUACAUGCCUAUGGUCACUCAGAGUGACCCAGGAUCAGAGAACUUUGGUAUCACCAAUGUGCACACCAUGCUCCAUCAGUGGCAUGAUCCAACACUGGAAGGUACCUUACAGCAUUGCUGGAUGCAUACAAAGAAGAACGUGAUGCCAGAAAUUACUUGGUCUCAGCUAUGCUGCCAGUUCACCCCCAGCUUUGAGACUUAUCUGGACCAUGGUGUUGAAUCUGGUUGGUAUGACUUUGACAACACUUUGCAACAGUGCGUACUCCAUUUUUUACACUCUAUAGUCCUGACAGAUGGUUUUGGUUUAAUAUUUCGAUGGGUCUUUAUUCCAUGGCUGCAACACAAGCUUGAUGGAUACAAGGACCAUAUAAAUAAUACCACAAAGAGACGUGAUCGCAACAAGGUACUUCCUCAUGGAGUGCUGAACCUCAUCUAUAAUUCAGCAAACAAUUUUGGGGCACUGGAUUUCAAAAUCAUUCUUGAACCAGGUGCCAUAGACCAUGUUCGCAAUACUUACAUUGACCCCAAUCAUGCUGUCUUUGAACUUGUUCCUCCAGAAUUCAGUAACUUCAUACAACAUUGCUAUGAUGAGCUAGGUUGCCCUCUCGUCAACUGCCAGUCAGCAUGGACUGUCUACUUGGACUUACACCAUAUCAUUUCUCAGCUCUAUGAGCAGCUGCCACAAAUAGUGCUCACUGAUGAAGACAAUGAUCCCUUACCACUCCUGGAGAACCAUCAAGACUUGCCGUUUCAUGAGGAUGAGGAUGGAGCCUAUUAUAUGGGUGGUGUAGGCAGGGGAUUGGGUCUUGGUGCAUCUCCUUCCUCAUAG